AUGUCUGUCUUCAAGAAAAAACCCCUCGAAGCGCGCUUUGGCACGAUCGGUGCUCCAGAGCACGUCCAGCGAGAGUUCACGCAGAUUCCCAUCGUAGACCUGUCCCGACUGUCCAGUUCCAGCGUCGAGGACCAGAAGAGCCUGGCAGCCGACAUUUAUGCGGUGGCCACGACCGUGGGAUUCUUCUAUAUCAAGAACCACGGCAUUCCAGACGAGUUUCUCGACGACAUGCAAGACACAGCACGCCAGUACUUUGCACUUCCCCUGGAGACCAAGAUGCGGCAGUACGCUGGCACUCGCGGGAAUGAGUUUAUUGGCUACCACCCCACCUCCGAUGCAUUGCCUCACGAUGCGCAGGAGCACAUGCGUGUUUCGGGAGGCUCUGGCUUCGAGUCAUUGGCCUUUGGAUACGAGCUCGCGGGCGAUCCAGACAAGGCCGAGGACGACCAGAUGCCCACCGAUCCCUGUGGCCUGUAUGGGCCGAAUGAAUGGCCGGACGAUGCCAUCCUACCGGAUUUUUACCCGGCUCAGCUGCGUUAUUAUCGCUGCCUGCUGCAGUUCAGCCGUCGACUACUGCAGAUAUUUGCCCUCGCGCUGGACGUGCCCGAGGACUCGUUUGAUUCCCUAGUGCGGCCGCACUCCCCGUCCAUCUGUCGCCUCAUGCACUACUAUGCCUGUAAUCCUGAGACCGAACCUGCGGCUACAGGGGCCCAUACAGAUAUCUGCCUGUUCACCAUCCUGCAUCAAGGCGGCGUUUCCGGGUUGCAGGUGAAGAACGCCCGGCAGGAGUGGAUUGCGGCUCCCUCGAUCCCGGGCACGCUGGUGGUUAAUAUCGGGGAUAUCCUCCACUACAGUUCUAAUGGCAUCUUCCAGUCCACUCCCCACCGGGGGAUCAAUCUGACUGGAGAAGAACGCUACUCCGUUCCGUUCUUCUUCAAUGCAGAUUACAAUGCCACGAUUUCUUGCCUGCGUGACUGCGUCUCCGACGACCGGCCGGCCAUAACCGAACCGUUUGUCUUUGGCGAGUGGAUGCAUCGCCAGAUACACGGUGUCAAAAGCGGUCGUAGCUAG
Aspergillus tanneri is the source of this 1071-nucleotide messenger RNA. RefSeq names its product isopenicillin N synthase family dioxygenase. Gene Ontology annotation, molecular function: dioxygenase activity. The coding region runs from base 1 to 1071 and encodes 356 amino acids. The transcript has 5 exons. Lineage: Eukaryota; Fungi; Ascomycota; Eurotiomycetes; Eurotiales; Aspergillaceae. The record is from RefSeq and is a predicted model, not a curated record.